Molecule: messenger RNA, 1051 nt
Organism: Andrographis paniculata
Lineage: Eukaryota; Viridiplantae; Streptophyta; Magnoliopsida; Lamiales; Acanthaceae
Product: plant cysteine oxidase 3
Exons: 6
Coding region: 31-834 (267 amino acids)
Molecular function (GO): oxidoreductase activity, acting on single donors with incorporation of molecular oxygen, incorporation of two atoms of oxygen
Source: RefSeq, a predicted model, not a curated record
CCACUUCCGGUCGAUUAAUUUCACCCACAAAUGGGCGCACUGCGGAGCCUCUCCAGAAUGGCAGAGCAGCACAAGCCCUCCUCCGCCAUUCAAGCUCUCUACGACCUCUGCCGAGAUACUUUCACGCCCUCUGCCUCCUCGUACCCGCCGCCUCCGACCGCCAUUGAGAAGCUGACCUCGUUGUUAGACACAAUUGGUCCUGCUGAUGUUGGUCUUAGUGAUGCAAGUAAAGAGGAUGACAGGGGCCGUGGUCCUUUUGGAAUUCUUUCGUUCAGUAGAGUAGAUCGAUGGGCUCAACCAAUAAACUAUGUGGAUAUACAUGAGGGAGAAAAUUUCACUAUGUGCAUGUUUUGCUUCCCUACGUCUGCUGUUAUUCCUCUUCAUGACCAUCCUGGAAUGACUGUUUUCAGCAAGGUAUUAUAUGGUUCCUUGCAUGUCAAGGCUUAUGAUUGGGUAGAGCCAGCUUGCAUCCGUAAAAUUGAAGGAAACAAUAAGUCGUCAGUUACGGUGCGACUGGCUAAAUUGGCAGCGGACAAAGUUCUAACUGCACCGUGUAAUACUUCUGUCUUGUAUCCAAGGAGAGGAGGAAAUCUACAUGCUUUUACUGCAGUAACUCCUUGUGCUAUUCUCGACAUCCUUGCACCUCCUUAUGAUGACUCUGCUGGCAGGAAAUGUUCCUAUUACCAUGAUUAUCCUUGCCCCAUCAGCCCUUUAGAUGAGGAUGGAAGUGGCUCUGGGAAAGACGAGGAAUAUGCUUGGCUUUCGGAGAUCGACACACCUCCUGACCUCCAUAUGGUGUCGAGAAACUACGCGGGUCCGUCUGUAAAGAAAUGAAGGCAUAUUAUAAAUUGGGUACAAUCUUAAUCCUCUGUUAUUAUACUUGUUUCAUAUCUCCUGUCUAGCAACUACAUGUUAUAGGAGCCAUAUUCCUUUUACGAAGCUAUUUACACAAAGUGCUUACUUUUCUAGCUGAUGCUGAGUAUUUUUUGUCCCCAUUCUUACAAUAUGGAUUGGUGUUUGAUGGAAAAAGUCCGAUUGCUGGUUUUAUGAA